Seminavis robusta is the source of this 1500-nucleotide messenger RNA. The record is from the annotation of a GenBank genome assembly. NCBI's taxonomy places the organism in Eukaryota, Bacillariophyta, Bacillariophyceae, Naviculales, Naviculaceae.
AUGGCUUCUGCUGCGAACGACAACAACAACGACAAGAAGAUAACCAAAUUCCCCAAACUCAUUGUCUUGGAUUUGGACAAUACCGUCUGGACACCGGAACUGUAUCAACUGCGCAAACUCCAACGGGCCAAUAAUCAAACUCCCAUUGCCCACAAACAUGUCCAACUUUUUCCUGGUGCCCGCGAUUUGAUUUCCAAGAUUCGUUCGCAAACGUACUUUCCACCCACCACCCAAUUUGCCGUGGCCAGUCGCACGAAAUCGGUCGACUGGGCCCACGAUUUGUUGGAUCAAUUCGAAUUGCGAGCAUUGCUGGAUUAUGUCGAGAUUUUUCCCGGACACAAACGACAACAUUUUGAACACUUGCGUCGUGAUUCUAAAUUAGAGUAUGCGGAUAUGUUGUUUUUUGAUGACUCCCGCGAUGGCAAAUAUGGCAAUUGUGAACCCGUCAGUGCCAUGGGAGUCUUGAGCGUUCAUUGUCCGACGGGGUUGGAGACGAGUGCCGUCUGGGAAACGGCAUUGCAACAGUACCAAAAUUGGAAUGGACAACCCAAUACCAUUGUCGAGUGGGAUGGAUCUGUGACUACCAGUGCCAAUAGUAAUAGUGCUGCUGGCGGUGAUAUACACGAGGGUACCAUCAAAACAGUCAAUUACGACAAACGAUUUGGAUUCAUUCAAUACAAGAACAACAACAAGGCUGCUGGAGGUGGACGUGGCAACAACAACAAUGACAUGUUCUUUCACUUUAGCAAUCUACCAGCGGGUGUCACCACUGUGGAAAAGGGCGACAAACUUCGAUUUACCAUUCAAAAGGAUCCACGCAAUGGAAAAUUUCGUGCCGCCAAUAUUGAGAUGGUCGACAACGAUAGCAACAAUAGCAAUGACGAAACCAUUUCCAUGAGAGCCUUUUCCAUGAACAUGCCGUUUGCCGCUCUCUUGGCCAAUGGACACAAAACAUUGGAAUCCAGAAAUGGGACCAUGUUUAAACCAUACCCGGCAGGAACCCAAAUGUUGCUGCAUGUUGGUCGGCGCACGUAUCCCGAUGGCAAUCGGCAUUUGGAAAUCAUGAACGAUCAGGGAUUGGACAAUGGCGAAAUUACCAAGCGCAAGUCAUUGCCCACUACUGGUGGAUUUGGCAAGGGCAUGGUGGUGGCCAUUCUGGAAAUUGGCAAGACGUAUGAAACGACACUCCAACAACGCAGUGAAUCCGCCAUGCAACAACAGAUUUGUGCCUACGGAGCGGAUAGUGGACGCAUUGUAACGGAAAUUGUCAAGGUGAAAUACCUCAAAAAGCCAGUUCCCAUGGCGGCACAGGGAGGCGUAUUCAAGGUGAACAUUCCUCGCGAUGUUGUUCCGGAUGAUUGGGAGUUACCGCCGGGAGUGGUGUCGCCAGAUGCGUACAAAGUAGCAGCAGCACCACAAGCAUCGUCCCCGAAAAAUACCGGUAGCAGCGGCAAGAAAGAACCGAAAAGCCAACAGCCCAUGUAUUCCAUAUCCGGUUGA